AUGGGACGCCUGCGCCAGACCGCGAAGGACGUGGCGGCUUAUGCGCGCCAAAGGAAAAGGAAGCUCAUGAUUGCAGCCGCGGGUUAUGUGUUGGUGGUUUCAAUUGGUCUCUGCUUCUUCAAUGCCCUCUUCGGUGGCUGCUACCUGGCAAUUUGGGUUUACGGUGUGGGCCGUUUCGUCGUGAAGGAGGAGAGCCCCUGGCCUUGGCCCUGUCGCUUUUUUGUGGCCGUCAUGAUCUUGUUGAGCACGGUCUUUGUAGCGCUCAUGCCCUGGCUUUUCUUCGGCGGGGAGGAGGGGUGCCGCGAGUUUGACCCGGCGAUGCCGACCCGCUUCGGGAUGCGUUUUGAGGAGUUCUGGAUCCAAACUUGGAUCUUCAGCGUUGUGAAUGCUGUACUCGCCGUGAUUGCGAUUUGGAUGUCUCUGGCCGAUCAUCCGCCUUCGAAAUACAUCCGCGAAUCCAUAAGAUGCACGAUCAGCAUCUUCUUGGCCGUCCUCCUGAAGACCGCGGGUGUUGUGUUCGAUGCGUGUCAGGGGGCCGAUCUGGACAAUGACGGCCUGCGAGACUAUGCAUACAACAACUUCCCUGUUCCCAUGAUGGUCUCUUCGUACGGGACAUCGGCUGGUAUGCUGAGCGCCGUGUGGUGUAUGCAGUUUGUCGUCGACCGUCUGCUUGCCCUCGAGAGGUCUUGGGGCGAACCCUUACCGGGCACCCGGUCGAUCAUUUGGCUGUCCCGAUUGAUGAUGAUCAUGCUCAGUGUCCUUGCGAUUACGUACUAUUACCCCAUCCCCACGCUCAUUUUCUCAUCCAUUUGGGCUUUGGAGAUCAUCGUGUUUACGGUGCUCAUCUGGCGGGCAUAUUCCCCUCCGGUUCGUGCGCUGCGGACAGCAGCGGGGCUGAAUGCCAGUGACGGAGUCAAUGCCCAGCUGGACAAAGAAGUGGCCUUCGCUCUGAAGGUCAUUGGGCGUGCUCGUGCAGGAACUGUGGUUGCUGGCGUCUCGAUGUCGUGGCACAUAAUCACUUGGGGCACCAUGUGGGUGGCGGUGACGAAGGAGUUUUAUGACGCGUACAUGUACUCGGCUGUGGCCGACACCUUCGGCAACGUAUUUUGUGUGGUGAUUCUCUCUGCCGCGUCCCUGAGUCUCCCUUCUUGUCUGCUUUGCAAAUCCUCCAAGGCUUCAACUGGAGAGCCAAGGAGGGGCCGCAACGAGCAUGUGACGGAUCGUCCGGCAGAAGUUGACCAGGGUGCGUGGGACAGGAAGGUCGCGGAAUUGGCCAGCCGACGAAUCACGCUUGGUCAACUGCUUGACUUCCACGCUCGCUUGGGUUCCGACUUGAUGCCGCAUUUCGACCCCAGGAGGUCCACCACCAAUGACGUCGUGCGCCACGCAGUGAUCCCCGAGUCUCGCGUUGGAGAGCUGGGCAAGUCCCUGGCAGAAGUGCUGCCGAAGAAGCCCCGCAAGCAUCCGAAGCCGCCGCGGAUGGUCACGCAUCACUGGGCCAACCGCUUCAGUGACCUGGUGGCCGUGGUCGUCGCCAACGGCCUGGGGUCAAAGCGCUGGGAUUCGAUUGCGGAGUCGCUCAGGAACCACGACGAGAAGUCUCUCAAGGAGCAGCUCGAAGAUAAAGUGGACUUGGAGUACUGGCUUUGCGCCAUAUGCAUCAACCAGCACGCCAGUAUUUGUGGUAAUUCCAUGGGCGUCGCAGACACUGUCACCAAAGAAGUGCUGCCUUCGUGCAACUGCAGCACUCCGAAAUUCUUCAACGAGCAUCCAGGUGAGUGCGAGCUCAACAAAUUCGACGACAUGAUGGCACAUCUUCAUCGCCAGUACUCAGGCUUUCUUCAAGUCGUAGCCGUGGACAGGGACUUCAACUUGUUCACGCGUGCAUGGUGCGUCGCGGAGCUCGCAGAGGCCCAUGCGUCGAACUUGGAGCAGCACGUCGUCAUUCACUCGCCGCAAGUGCUCGAAGAACACUCCGGCAACCUUAGUCAUCUGAAGGUCCAGGAGUGCAAUGCAUCUCGGGCUGCAGACAAGGAGGCCAUCCUUCAGAAGAUCGGCACCGAAGACGACAUCGAGGAGUUCAACCAGGACUUACAGCAGCUUCUCGUGGGGGACGGAGGGCUUCUGGCUGGCUGGCUCGACGGCCAGGCGCUCUUGCAGGAGGUCGGCGAAAUUGCGGCGCGAGCCAAGGCAAGGAUGCAGAAGAAGGAAGCGACGAAAGUGGCGAAGGAUCUACAUGAAGCAGCGACAGCCAUCGACCCAAUGCACACGGCUUCUUUUUGA
Messenger RNA from Symbiodinium natans, 2283 nucleotides. The record is from the annotation of a GenBank genome assembly. NCBI's taxonomy places the organism in Eukaryota, Dinophyceae, Suessiales, Symbiodiniaceae.